AUGGCAGCAACGGCGAGGCGCACUCUGCUUUUUUGUGUCGACGACGUCAGAGCCGCUAGCUUCUUCAAGACUCCAACUAACGGCAUUAAAUUGCUUUCCGGCAAACACCUAGCCUUCCGCCAAUUAAGAUUCAGAUCAUGGACUGUUUCAAGCCGGCAGGAUAUUCGAUACUUUACGUCCUCUCGGACAAGAUGGCGUGAAGCAGCGCCAUCGCCACUAGACGGCGGCGACAAACAGCCGGUUAUCGAUCGGACGAGGUCGAAGCUAUUCAAGGAUGCCGACGAGGCUGUUGCGGACAUCAGAUCAGGCUCCACGAUCCUCAGUGCUGGAUUUGGACUCUGUGGAACGGCCGAAACCAUCAUAGCAGCUAUGCAUAGGCGCGGUGUCGAAUCCCUCAACAAUCUCACAGCGGUGUCGAAUAAUGCUGGUGCGGCAGGCGCCGGCGGGCUGUCACCGCUGACCCACUCAGGCCAGGUUACGCGAUGUAUUCUCUCUUACUUGGGGAAUAACAAGAAGCUCGAGCAAAAGUAUCUGAAUGGCAAUAUCGCCAUUGAGUUGUGUCCGCAGGGAACGCUAGCGGAGCGCCUUCGUGCCGGUGGAAGUGGUAUUCCAGCAUUUUACACGCCAACGGGUGUCCAUACAUUCAUCCAAACUGGCGAAAUCCCGACCAGAUUAGGACCCGCUGAUGCGGAGACGAAGAAAGCGAGCGUGCUGGAAGCGGGCAAGGCACGGGAGACAAGGAUCUUCAAUGGCAGAACGUAUGUUAUGGAAACCGCGCUGACCGGUGAUGUUGCCAUCAUCCGAGCCUGGAAGGUCGAUGAAGCUGGAAAUUGUCAAUUCAGAUACACAACCAAAGGGUUCGGCCCCGCCAUGGCCAAGGCCGCCCGCCUUACAAUCGUCGAAGCCGAGAAUAUCGUGCCUAUCGGCUCCCUGGACCCCAACGAUGUCCAUCUCCCCGGCAUCUACGUGGACCGCAUCGUGCCCGCCACCGUGGAUAAGAAAGUCGAAAUUAAAAAGACUCGCUCCGCCAGCGACGAGGAAGGUUACUCAUCUGACUCUUCCAUGUCCAGCAACAAGUCAGAAGCCCUUGCCCGGAGAGAUCGUAUCGCCCGCCGUGCCGCAAAGGAACUCAAGCAUGGUAUGUAUGUUAAUUUGGGCGUGGGGAUGCCCACAUUGGCACCUUCCUUCCUGCCGAGCGAUGUCAAAGUGUGGAUUCAAUCCGAGAACGGUAUUCUGGGAAUGGGACCCUACCCGACCGAGGAUGAAGUCGAUCCGGAUAUCAUCAACGCGGGCAAAGAAACCGUCACGCUCGUCCCGGGGGCGUCGACUUUUGACAGCUCCGAGAGCUUCGGCAUGAUCCGCGGCGGCCACGUCGACGUCUCCAUCCUGGGAGCCCUUCAGGUCUCCGCGGCCGGCGACCUGGCCAACUACAUGAUCCCCGGUAAAGUGUUCAAAGGCAUGGGCGGCGCCAUGGACCUCGUCUCCAACCCCAACCAGACCAAGAUCGUCGUCACCACCGACCACGUCGACAAGUACGGCAAAUCAAAGAUUGUUGAGUCCUGCUCCCUGCCCCUGACCGGCGCCCGCGUCGUCAGCACCAUCAUCACAGACCUCUGCGUCUUCCAGGUCGACCGCGUCAAAGGCACCUUGACUCUCACCGAGCUGGCGUCUGGUGUGUCGGUGGAAGACGUCAAGGCCAAGACGGGUGCCAAGUUCGCGGUCGCGGAUGAGGUCAAGUCGAUGGAAUGA
This is a messenger RNA of Cladophialophora psammophila CBS 110553, 1749 nucleotides long. RefSeq names its product 3-oxoacid CoA-transferase subunit A. Lineage: Eukaryota; Fungi; Ascomycota; Eurotiomycetes; Chaetothyriales; Herpotrichiellaceae. Gene Ontology annotation, biological process: ketone body catabolic process. Bases 1 to 1749 code for a protein of 582 amino acids. The transcript is spliced from 3 exons. Gene Ontology annotation, molecular function: succinyl-CoA:3-oxo-acid CoA-transferase activity. The record is from RefSeq and is a predicted model, not a curated record.